Prorocentrum cordatum is the source of this 561-nucleotide messenger RNA. NCBI's taxonomy places the organism in Eukaryota, Dinophyceae, Prorocentrales, Prorocentraceae. The record is from the annotation of a GenBank genome assembly.
GCGCAUAUCAACGAUGCGCAGAGGCAGCCCAAGAAGGAUCUGAGCACUAACUCUGGGAUGGGCAUCCUUCAGAUCAUCAGCGAGCCCACGGCGGCGAUCGCGUAUGGCCUGGACAUGAAGAUCGAGAUGGUAAUCCAGGUAUUCAACCCCAGCGAGGACAAGGCCGCCGAGAAGAUACGCGAGGUGAUCACGAACAAAUUCACCGACAUCAAUUUCAAGCCCGACUGCGAGACGUACGUCGAGUGCGUGUGGGACGCGGAGGCGGCCAAGCGCCCGCAGGACCCAAUGACCAAUGACGCUGCCGAGCCCGUCGCGCCGCAGAGACAGAUCGAGGACAAGGCUGUUUGGGGGAUCGCGGAGAAGUUCCCCAACGUCAAGCUCAACCCCGUCUACAAGACGGACAUCGAUAGCGCGUGCGACGCGGCGGUGGCCAAGUGCCCGCAAGAGCUGAAGACGCUGGCGAGUCCGACGUCCAUCGAGAAGCUCAUCUACGAGACCGCUUUGCGGAAUCAGAUCGGGGACAAGGUCGUUGAGGAGAUCCGUCAGGUGUCUGGCGCCAAG